AGGAGGUGAUGCGAAGAGGGAGGAAUGAUGAUGUUGAUGACGACGAUGCUUCGUUCUGGUGAGUGCGAUUCCGACGUCGAAAGGAGGAGUGGGCGAAUGCCGUUACCGGACACUCGUUAGGCGGCUGUCUUCUUCUGCUUCUGCUUCUGCUUCUGCUUCUUAUGUGCGCUAGCAAAGCCGCCCCCGUCUUUCCUCCUACGCCGUUCCGUCUGCAAACAAGGGCCGCGCCGCCGGAAAAGUGCCAGAGAAGUGUGAAGACAUCUGCUUGAGAUUUCCGAAAAAGAAGAAUCGUGAGAUUACAUAUCACUUUCCCAGAUUUUCCGAGAGCAAGAUCUGCGACCUUGAUUCCGAGAUAAGGAGCCUCGGCUAAGAAGUAGAGUGGACAAAAAAGGAAGCCAAGGCGCAUGCAUGGGGAGCAUUUGCUGGCCUUACUUUGAUCCUGAGUACGAGACACUAAACCAGAGAAUCAAUCCCCCGAGGGUAUCCAUUGAUAACGCCACCUGCAGCGACUGCACGCUCGUCAAGGUUGACAGCGUGAACAAGCAUGGUAUACUGCUGGAAGUUGUUCAGGUCCUGACCGACCUUGAUCUCAGCAUUUCCAAAGCGUACAUCUCCUCUGAUGGAGGAUGGUUCAUGGAUGUUUUCCAUGUCACGGAUCAGCAGGGAAACAAAGUGACAGACCCGAAGAUGAUCGAACAGAUCGAAAAGGCACUGGGGGCAAAUGGGUCUCCUAAGACGCGCGUCCAGUCGGUCGGGGGAGAGUACACAGCGAUUGAGCUCAUGGGCAGCGACCGGCCGGGCCUCCUCUCCGAGAUCUCCGCGGUGCUGGCCGACCUCAACUGCAACGUUGUGGCUGCACAAGCCUGGUCUCAUAACACCCGCAUUGCCUGCGUCUUCUACGUUACCGACAGUGCCAGCUCCCGGCGCCUCGACGACCCUGCCCGCCUCGCCGACAUCCAGGAACACCUCCGCAAUGUGCUCCGUGGCGGGGACGGCGUCGCCCACACAAACGUCUCUACGGACCUUACCCGCACCGAUCGGAGGCUGCAUCGGAUGAUGUCCGACGACCCGGACAAUGAGUUGGUGGUUGAUGGAGGGUAUGGGGAGAAAGCGGGCCCGUGCUGUGAUUUCCGGCCGAGGAUCACGGUGGAGGGAUGCGACGAGAAGGGAUACUCAGUGGUAAAUGUAAGGUGCAAGGACCGCCCCAAGCUGUUGUUUGACACUGUGUGCACUCUCACCGACAUGAAAUACGUGGUGUUCCACGCUUCCAUCGUGUCCGAUGGGCCUUACGCCCUCCAGGAGUACUACAUUAGGCAUAUGGAUGGUUGCACUCUCAACUCAGAGGCAGAGAAAAACCAUGUCAUCCGGAGUCUCGAGGCUGCUAUUCUGCGUAGAGUAUCUGAUGGUGUGAGCCUAGAAUUGAGUGCCAAGGAUAGAGUGGGAUUGCUAUCAGACGUAACUCGAGUCUUACGCGAAAACGGGCUCACUGUGAUGCGUGCGGAGGUGUCAACAGUAGGUGCCAAAGCUGUGAAUGUGUUCUAUGUGAGGGAUGCAUCAGGGAACCCGGUGGAUAUGAAGACCAUUGAGUCUCUGCGCAAGGAGAUAGGCCAUACCAUGCUGCUUAAUGUGAAGGCACCAGACUUGGACAAACCCUCGCAGUCUGUGGGGACGGCUAAAUUCAGCUUCUCUUUUGGAAGAUUAUUUUGGAAAUUCUUGCCUUGAAUGUGCAACAAACGGCAAUAUUUCUUACUGUGACAUAUAUGUGUCAUUAAUGUAUUAUCUCACGACAACAUUUCUUACUGUGACAUAUAUGUGUCAUUAGUGUAUUAUCUUCCCUCUCUACGUGUAUCCACGGGGAGAUUUGCA
Messenger RNA from Nymphaea colorata (pocket water lily), 1866 nucleotides. RefSeq names its product ACT domain-containing protein ACR3. The transcript has 9 exons. Lineage: Eukaryota; Viridiplantae; Streptophyta; Magnoliopsida; Nymphaeales; Nymphaeaceae. Bases 409 to 1722 code for a protein of 437 amino acids. The record is from RefSeq and is a predicted model, not a curated record.